CAUAUUGUCAUGGAAACAGAUAAAAGCAUGGCCGAUUACACGACAGUUUACAAUUACCAGCCAUACAAGAAGGUAAUAAUUAAAUAUCUAAGGAUAUCUCAUCGACAUUAUAUGACAUUUUAGUGAUGUGAAAAAACAUGCGAGACCACUCGUGUUCAAUGCCGGACACGUGUACGGCCGUGCGGUUAGCGUGAUAGAUCUCGAGAUAUUAAUUUCAAAGGUUAUCUUUGCUGGUCGAAACAAGAAUUGGACGAAUGCGGAAGAAGAUGAAUCGGUAUAUAACCUUGAACCAACUUGGUGACGGUACCUUUGGUUCCGUUGUGCUCGGCGAACGUAUUGACACUGGAGAAAAGGUCGCCAUAAAAAGAAUGAAAAGGAAAUACUAUUCUUGGGAAGAAGCCAUGAAUCUUAGGGAGGUCAAGUCCUUGAAGAAACUUAGCCACGCGAACGUUGUGAAGUUGAAGGAAGUUAUUCGAGAAAAUGACGUAUUAUAUUUUGUCUUCGAAUAUAUGAAGGAGAACUUGUACCAAUUAAUGAAGGAUAGGGACAAACUUUUUCCAGAACCGGUGAUCAGAAACAUGGUGUAUCAGGUUUUACAAGGACUCGCCUUUAUGCAUAAACACGGUUUUUUCCAUCGUGACAUGAAGCCGGAAAAUUUAUUAUGCAUGGGGCCGGAACUGGUAAAGAUAGCUGACUUUGGAUUAGCCCGGGAAAUACGGUCAAGGCCACCCUACACCGACUAUGUGUCGACCAGAUGGUACAGAGCACCAGAAGUGUUGUUGCAUUCGACGAAUUAUAAUAGUCCAAUUGACAUUUGGGCUGUUGGAUGUAUCAUGGCUGAACUUUACACAUUUAGACCUUUAUUUCCUGGUAAAAGUGAGAUAGACGAGAUAUUUAAAAUAUGUUCGGUCAUUGGGACACCGGAGAAGGACGACUGGCCUGAAGGUUAUCAAUUAGCAUCGGCAAUGAAUUUCAAAUUUCCAAAUUUCACGAAAACGUCAUUAGCUGUAUUGAUACCCAAUGCUAGUCAAGAAGCUGUGAUACUGAUGGAAGAUAUGUUACAAUGGAAUCCUUUGAAAAGGCCAACAGCACAACAAUCAUUGAGGUAUCCGUAUUAUCAAAUUGGAAUUCAACGUGUGGUUAGCAGUAAAAAAAUUGGAGUAUCAUCGCAGAGAGAAUUGAUAAUGAACAAAGUCAACCUUCCACCGCCGAUUCCAAAACAAUCAAAUUAUCAUCAGCACGAGGAGGUCAUGAAUAACGUAAUACAAUCUAGAGUACAAGAGAAGAUUGUACAACCACAGCAACAACCGGUAUUACCAUUAUUGAAUCAUAAUAAUCGUAAACGUGAAAACAACUCGUCCAAAUGGGACGAAGAUGAUUUCGCUGAUAUCUUAGGAAGCAAGAUAAUCCCAGAGAGCAUCGAAACAAAGCUACUGCCUGAUCGUGUUUACAAAGAAAAUCGUGCCAAUUGGAAUGCCAAUUAUACCGUUGGUGAGAAUUUCAAGCAGACUAAUGCAAAUUGGUCAUUGCCGGUUUGGAACGAGACGAUGCAAUUAAAGAAUUGGAAUCAACAAUCUCAAUCGGCUACGAAGAACGCUAGGAAGGUUUCAGCUAAACAACAUUAUCUCAGCGUGGCUCGGUACGUCGCUGGCCAGACCACAAAUUUGUCGUCCAGAAACGAAGACACCGACUCGAAUCAAUCAAGAUUGACGAUGAACGGCAUGAUCGGUCCAUUUAGUUCAGCAAAAUAUGAGGAAUACAAUGACAACUUUUGGGGACCGAGAGAGAACGUUGAAAAUCAAACAAGGCAACAUUAUCUCUCACGAAAUCGUUUUAUAGCCGAGCAAAAUUCAAGAAUACCUUAUCCUAGUGUUUAUGGUACGCAUAAUAUCAAACAACCAAAUAAAUCAGCUUUACAAACGAAUCUCUUUGGAACUGUCUUGAAUGUUCGUGGAAGUGGCAGUGGACUCCAUGGUCGAACUGAUUGGGCUGCUAAAUAUCUCAAAUGACCACGUUAAAAUUCCUCCUAAAAUGAAAGAUUUAGUUUUUAUCGACACUUACCUUAAUCUGUGAUAGAAUGAUUCCAAUCGUUCCAACAAUUUUGCAUUUUGCAUAAUCGUUCGUUUUAAAAAAAUAGAUUUCUAUUUUGUAGUAUUAGAUCUACCAGAUGAUGCUGCUUUGUUUCUCUUUUUUCUUUUUUCUUUUUUUUUCUUUUUUUUUCUUAUUUUCUUUUUUUCUCAAUCAAUCAUGAGUACCGACAAGAUUAGAGAAAAGAAAAAAAAGAAAAAAAAAAAAAAGAACGAAAUGAAAAAUUAAUUCGAUACAUUCAUUACUCCGAAUUUUUCAUUGAAUAACAUUCUGAUAAUAUUUAGAAAGCAAUGAAUGGAACGUGUGCGUGAUCGUUUAUUGUUCAUGAAUAUAAAUGAAAGCUAAAAGAAAAGCAGUCAUAUUAUCAUAUUAAAUAUCAUAAUAUAUAUAUAUAUAUAUAUAUAUAUAUAUAUAUAUAUAUAUAUAUAUAUAUACAUAUAUAUACACAUACGUACAUUUAUUAUUUGUACAUAGUAACAUUAUCGCAACAUUGAGUAAUAUCUCUGGAAACAAUUUGAAAUAAUUUUCUCUCUUGCAAAUUUUUAUUAAUGCAUAAUGUAAUAUGAAUAAUUGAUAUAUGAUUCAUUUCGAUCUUUUUCUUUCUUUUUUUAAAUUUAUUUAUUCAAUCAAAUAACAGAGUAAUAUACUCAGUAUCGCGUUACGAUACAAUAAAUAUAUGGAAGUAGGAUGUAAUAAAAAAGAAAAAGAAAAUAAUAAUAAUAAUAAUAAUAAUAAUAAUAAUAAUAAUAAUAAUAAUAAUAAUAAUAAUAAUCAUAAUAUAAUAUACAGCAAUAAAAAAUAAAAAUAAAAAGAGGAUUUUUUGUAUUAUUUACUAAGUAUAAUCAAAAGUAAACAUAAUGAUUUGUUAUUAUUUUAUUAUUAUUUAUCAUUCGCAUAAAUUUUUCUCUCUAAUUACUAUAGUCUUUUUAUUUAUUUUAUCCUUUUCAUGUAUUCGUACUUAUAUUUAUUAAUACAAUUCGUAUCAAGAUAGAGUGUCAUUUUAUUUGAAGAGCUAUAUAAAGCAUUUAUAUAGUCUCUACACAGAGCUCAUAUUCCUUCGUUCCUUCAUUUAUUUCAUUCUUCAUCGUAGGAAUGAAUUAUUUUUUUUUAUUAAUUAAUUAAUACGAUUUCAACUCGUCUCGCAAAAAAAAAGAAAGAAAAUGAUUUCUUUCUUCUUUUUUCCUUUUUUCUUUUAUUCUCUUUUUCCUUCAUUAAAUAUAACUUGAUUAAACGAUCGAUGAGAUUAAAAUUUACACUAAUAACAUCAUGUGAAUUAAAUCUUUUUUUUUUCGUUUUUUUUUUUUUUCUUUUUUUACUUCCUUAUGUCAUGCGUAUAUUAUAUACAAUAGAAUGAGCGAUAUGUUUGAUUAAAUUAAAUAUAAUAUUUAUCAUUAGUACGUAUGAAUGUGUAUAUGCGUAAUACAAUAUGAUUAAUGACAAAUGUGAUUAAUUAUUAUGAUUAAUUUUAGAAUCGGAGAAAUAACUUAUAUUAUUUGAAAAAUGAACAGGAUACUGUUGCUUAAAAAGAAAUGUUUUAAUAAAUUUUCUUUUUUAAUUUCUACUUUUUUGAAUCUUCUUUUCUUUUUCUCUUAUUUUUUCUUUUUUAAAUUAUCGCAGCAAUUAUCAUUUCUCUGUCGGUGAAUUGGUUUCCUUUUGUUUUCUUUUUUUUUCUUAUUUUUUCAAUUUCUUCUCUCCGCGUUCGAGAUGUAGCAAAAUGAUAUACAUAGAUACGUCUAACAAAAAUAUAUAUAUAUAUAUAUAUAUAUAUGUGUGUGUGUGUGUGUAUAUAUAUAUUUUUUCCUUCUUUAUUCUUUUCAAAUACAAUUAUGUAGUGCGCAUAAUGUUUCCUUUGCACACAUUUGUAAGUCUUUCUAAUUUCUAUAUAAACAAAAUCUACGGCUAUUUCUCGACUAUAUCUAGAUAUGUAUUUUUGAAAAUUUUUGAAAUUUAUUUUUUUAAUUUAAAAUUUUUAUCUCACGAGGAAAGACUACUGGUAUUGCUUCUUUUUA
This is a messenger RNA of Vespa crabro (European hornet), 4097 nucleotides long. RefSeq names its product serine/threonine-protein kinase dyf-5. NCBI's taxonomy places the organism in Eukaryota, Metazoa, Arthropoda, Insecta, Hymenoptera, Vespidae. Gene Ontology annotation, molecular function: ATP binding; protein serine/threonine kinase activity. Gene Ontology annotation, cellular component: nucleus; cytoplasm; cilium. The coding region runs from base 255 to 2009 and encodes 584 amino acids. The record is from RefSeq and is a predicted model, not a curated record. Gene Ontology annotation, biological process: intracellular signal transduction; cilium assembly; intraciliary transport. The transcript has 10 exons.